Paramecium tetraurelia is the source of this 1626-nucleotide messenger RNA. RefSeq lists its product as uncharacterized. The transcript has 7 exons. NCBI's taxonomy places the organism in Eukaryota, Ciliophora, Oligohymenophorea, Peniculida, Parameciidae. The record is from RefSeq and is a predicted model, not a curated record.
AUGAAAAAAUCAAUAAGUACUUCUUCAUAUAGUGGCUAUAAAUUGAAUAACGAUUCAACAAGAAUUGAGUCUUUUCCAGAUUCAACAAGAGUGUUGUAGAUGAAUAUUAGUCAUUAUGAGGACACGUUGUCUCAAGAAGUAUUUAUUUCCACAGCUUAUGAACAUAUAAGAGAAGUCAGAGAUUUAAUUGCAAGCUCCAGAUCGAACAUGAAACCAUUGAGGGAAUCAAUAGGCCAAUUAAGAUAUUAGAUACAGACUAUUGAGCAUUAAUAAAAGAAAGAAUAAAUUAAUUUAGAAUAUGAUAUCAGUUUGAGAAUACAUAAAUUAAAAUAGAAAAUAAAUUAAUUUGAGGUUGUUUAAACUGGGGAGUUUGCCAUACUCCAAGAUUAAAUAUAGAAACUGUAACAUGAUGAUUAAGAAAUAAUUCAGGAUAUAGAUACUUUGGAAUUGAGAAUAAUAGGCUUAGCUCCCCAGAUUGGAAUUGUGAUAAUAACAAAAAAGCAAUUUUGUUAAUACUAUAUUUUUUUGUUAGUAAAUUAAUUUAUUGAUAAUUAAUCAAUUAGUAACAUGAUAAUAAAAUUAUCAAUUCUAAUUCUAAUAGUUCUAAACCAACUUGAGUCUUUGAAUAAUAUUAUAGUAUUUCAAACUAAAAUGUUUUAUAGUUGGUAAGAAUUAUAAUUCAAAUUAAAUUAAUAUUAAAAUCCAGUCGUUAUGAGAUCUCCAUCUCUAUUUUCACCAUCUAAACAAUAAAGAUAUGAAAAGCAAAAUGGGUCUUUUCAGACAUUUUCAACAACUAAUUAAGUGAACAAGACUUAAUUGGCUGAUUUUCGAAAAGAAAUACGCAACAACAUUAGUUAAAGAGAGCCAUUCGUUCCACAAUAGGAGAAGAAGCCAAUUCUAUUAACUAAUUGGAAGAAACAUGAAAGAAAAAAUACGUAAUUUUUUCAAAUUAUUUACAGCGAAGGUAAUGUGGCCAAAUAUAUGGCUAGGUCAUCUCCAAAGAAAAGUCUACCAGGAGGAUUAAAUAUGGAAGAAAUCUUCAAUACUCAAAAGAAAUAUAUUGAUUAGAAUUAGUCAUAAACUACGUUUUAUUAUUAGCAAUAAAGAAAGGUGGAUUAGUUAUUUAAAAAGGAAUAAAAUGAUUCUUUUAGUAGAUAAGACAACUCAUUCUCUAAUAUAUUGAAACCAAAAAGAUAAUCCUAAGCGCUUUUGUCAAGAUAAACAGGAAGAGAUUAAUCACCAAUUAAUUUAGAAAGAUUUAGAAGUUGGGAUACAAAGUUAGAUCUUCAAUUAAAGCAAUUAAACAAUUCUAAAGAUAUUAGCUUUUAUAAAUACUCUUAAUAACCUUAAAAAGAGAAUUUUUAUGAGACUAGUAAACCACUCUAGACUAAGGAUAUAUUUAAUGUUAAUAAAAAUGCAAAUAAUUUUAAUAAGUUUUUAAAGAAUUCAUCUCCACCUAAAUUCAUUGAAAAAAUCCCCUUAACAGAUAUAGUUAAAAUUCAGUCAUAUUUCUCACAACUGCCCACAGCAGAAAUUACUACAAUUCCAAGAGGCUAUUUAUAAGAGUUAUAGAAUUUAUAAUAAACGUUGGCUAGAGUAGUCAAAUAGUCAUCCUAAAUUAUUUGA